Messenger RNA from Adineta ricciae, 996 nucleotides. The record is from the annotation of a GenBank genome assembly. Lineage: Eukaryota; Metazoa; Rotifera; Eurotatoria; Adinetida; Adinetidae.
AUGGAAAAUAAUUUCACUAUGAAUAUUACUGCUAAAGCAUCUUCAGCUUAUGAAGAACUUCCUAUAUCAUAUCCAGUUCGAUUUUGGAUUUAUCUCCUUUCCGAGGUUAUAUCUUUACCAUGUUGUUUAUUUACUUUAUAUCAAUUUUUAUCCAAUCGAAAUCUUCGUGAAGCAUUGAACAACCAUUUGAUUAUACUUAUACUUUUAAUUGAUUUAGUUUUGGAAACUUUUCUUUUCCCACUUAUUAUUCAUUAUUAUCGCCUUGAUGGAAAUUGGCAAGUAUCACGACCAUUUUCUAAACUUUGGUCAUAUACAAAUUUCGGAUUUUUUCCAACCCAAACAAUUGUUUUUGCUUGGUGUACUAUUGAAAGACAUAUACUCAUCUUUCAUAAUCAUUGGGUUUCAACAACAAAAAAACGAAUUCUAAUACAUUAUAUUCCUUUAAUAGUUAUUCCUUUAUAUUGUCUAAUAUAUUAUGCUGUUAGUGUCUUUUAUUCAUAUUCAAUUUGUGAAUAUGUUGAUGUUCAAUCAACAGUUGUGGGUAUUUAUCUACCUUGUUUUAUAUUAAUUCCAAUACAUUUUAAAGUCGAUUUAAUUCUUCAUCAAAUAAUACCGAUAUUAAUUAUCAUUAUUUCAACAUUUGCAUUGUUCUUCAGAUUUUUACAUCAAAGAGUUCGCAUGAAACAAUCAUUGCAAUGGAAAAAGCAAAGAAAAUUAAUUAUUCAAGUUUUAUCCAUUUUUAUUAUCUUCGGUAUUUUUCAAUUUCCAUGGACAAUCUUACAAUUAUGUAGUCUAUUUGGUUUAUCAUUAGAUUCAUUGCAAGUCACUCAAAAUUUCAUGUUCUUCUUUGAUUGUUAUGUUGUAUUUCUCUUCCCAUUUGUUUGCUUGGCAACACUACCUGAAAUUGAAAAGAAAUUUCAAAUAUUCUACUUUUGGAGAAAGCAACAAAGAACAAUUGUUCCUGCUCAAGUACCGAAUCAAAAUGAAACGUAUUAA